CUCUUCGUGUUUGUUGUUCUUCACAAUUUUAUUCCCAUUGAUUGGUGUUUCUUCGUGAAUGGAAUUUUAAUUUAACAAUAAACCUGUAAAAUGAAUAUAAUGAAUACGUUACGAUCUACCUAUCAGAGGAGCAUCCAUCAGAUUCGUCAAUUUCACAAAUGCAUUAUUCAACAAACAGAAGUUACAGCUGCUGCUACGGCUAGCACAGUUUCUGUAUCAGAAUCUGUUUCAACCGAGAACCACCCAGCAGUCAGUUCGAAAAUUGAGAUGAUUGCUAAUCAAAUUGUUAAUUUAAAUCUUAUAGAAGUGGCACAAUUGAGUGAUUUACUUAAAAAGAAACUAAAUUUGCCAGAUGCUCCCAUAAUGCCUAUGGGUGGUUUUAUUGCUAAUGCACCAAACGCAGAAGUGGAAGAAGAAGAGUCUCAAGUGGUACAGACUGCAUUCACUGUCAAACUAACAGGUUUUGAUGAGAAACAAAAAAUUGCUUUGAUAAAAGAGUUAAAGAGUAUAUUACCGGAUUGUAAUCUCGUGCAGGCCAAAAAGUUUGUUGAAAGUACACCGGGUGUAGUCAAAGCUGAUAUUGCAAAAGACGAGGCUGAAAAGUUAAAGGAAGCCAUCACGAAAGUUGGUGGUACAGUUGAAAUUGUUUAAUAUUCCUAUGUAAAUAUAUAUAUAUAUCUUUAUUUAGGUUUAAUAGAAUUUUUUAAUAAAGCAAAUGAAAAUAAAAUAA
Molecule: messenger RNA, 730 nt
Organism: Frieseomelitta varia
Lineage: Eukaryota; Metazoa; Arthropoda; Insecta; Hymenoptera; Apidae
Gene: mRpL12
Product: 39S ribosomal protein L12, mitochondrial
Exons: 4
Coding region: 91-651 (186 amino acids)
Biological process (GO): translation; mitochondrial transcription
Cellular component (GO): mitochondrial large ribosomal subunit; ribosome
Molecular function (GO): structural constituent of ribosome
Source: RefSeq, a predicted model, not a curated record